GGCCGCGGUGGGCGGCGGAGCGCGGGAUGAGUCGUCUGGUUCCGCACUCGCGGCUCCUCCUGCGCCAGUCCCAGGCGGUGCCGCGGGGGCUGCUCCGCGCCGCCUCCGACGUAGGCAUGGAGGAGCUGCUGAGCCGCUCCGUGCCGCCGCUGCCGCCCUACGAGACCAAGGAGAAGGCGCCGCCCCCGGCCGAGCUGCGCGGCGCGGAGUUCAUGCGGUAUUACCGCGGCCUUGCCGGGCCGCCCCGCGCUGAGCUCCUCGCUCGUCUGGCCCGCGACUUCGGCGUGGAUCACGGGCGGGUGGCGGAGUUCAGCGCCAAAGUGCUGCAGGCCCGGGAACAGCAGAGGGAGCUGGGAGCCCUGCUGCAGGCCGAGGACCGGCUGCGUUACUACCUGAACCCGCGGUACCGGGGGCUGUUCCAGCACCUGGGCCGCCUGGAGGGAGGGCUGCGUUUCCUGGUGGAGCUGAGGGGAGACCUGGUGGAGGGGCUGGCGAGCAAGGAGGUGGAUGGGCCUCACGUCAAGGAAAUGAGUGGUGUUCUAAAGAACAUGCUCUCAGAGUGGUUUUCAACAGGAUUCCUAAAUUUGGAGCGGGUCACGUGGCAAUCACCUUGUGAAGUACUCCAGAAAAUCAGUGAUUCUGAAGCCGUGCAUCCUGUUAGAAACUGGGUUGAUAUGAAGCGUCGAGUGGGGUCAUAUAGAAGAUGCUACUUUUUUUCUCACUGUGCAAUCCCAGGAGAGCCGUUGAUAGUCUUGCAUGUUGCAUUAACCAGUGAUAUCUCCAGCAGCAUCCAGGCCAUAGUGAAAGAAGUGGAACCUUUAGAAACAGAGGAUACAGACAAAAUUACAACAGCAAUUUUCUACUCAAUCAGUUUGACUCAGCAAGGACUGCAGGGGGUGGAACUUGGGACUUACCUUAUCAAACGUGUGGUAAAGGAGCUGCAGAAAGAACUUCCUCAGAUAAAAACUUUUUCUACUCUCUCGCCUAUCCCCGGGUUCACAAAAUGGCUCGUUGGUCUCCUCUCCUCACAGACAAAAGAACUGGAAAAGAAUGAACUUUUUACAGAAUCAGAACGCCAAGAACUAUCUCAGGUCACAGGAGACUGUACCACCGACACACUAAAAAAGCUCUUAAACAACAACGAAUGGGUGCGAUCAGAAAAAUUAGUCCAGGCUCUCCAUUUGCCGCUGAUGAGACUGUGUGCCUGGUAUUUGUACGGGGAGAAACACCGCGGCUACGCACUGAACCCAGUAGCAAACUUUCACCUUCAGAAUGGCUCCGUGUUGUGGCGGAUAAACUGGAUGGCAGACACGAGCCCUCGGGGCAUUGCUGCUGCGUGUGGCAUGAUGGUGAACUACCGGUACUUCUUAGAGGAUACAGCCACUAACAGUGCUGCCUAUCUGGGGACAAAAGCCAUUAAAGCCUCAGAGCAGGUUCUUUCCUUGGUGUCGCAGUUCCAGCAGAAUAGCAAGCUUUAAAACUAAGGACAAGUGGUUUUCACUUGUAAGGAGCUGUCAUAUUUUGCAGUGCCUGUAUUUAAAUGCGAUCAUCCCUUAUAAAACAAAUUUACUCAGCACGGCAGGGUACAAAAUUAUCUAAAUUAUCAGCUGUCUUGCUUACACUGCCAUAUAUUCAAGCCUGAUUUGUUGCAGUUGAAUCACUUGAAGUACUAGACAUCUGUUAUGUACAAAUGAAUUGGAGGUACAUAUUCAGGAGUGAGCAAAUUCUCUCAACCAAUCCAAUGGUAACUUGUAUGGCUGAAGUAUUUUCCAUACUGUUAUUCUGUUGGUAAUAAACAUGUAUGAAUGUCAUGGUUUUGGCUGGGGUAGAGUUGAUUUUCUUCAUAGAAGCUUAUAUUAUGGUGUGUGUUGGGCUUUGGUACAAUAGUGUCAAUAAGACUGUGAUUGUAGUUGCUGCUGAGCAGUGCUUACAUGGAGCCAAGAACAUUCCAGCUUCUCGUGCUGCCCCACCAGGCUGUGCAGGAAGCUGGGAGAGGACAGAAGCAGAACAGCUGACCCAAACUGGCCAAAGGAAUAUUCCAUAUUGUAUGGUGUUGGCCCUAGAAUUUGCCCUGCUUUCCUGGCAGUCGCUGCACUGUCUGCCUACCAAUGGAAUGUAGCAAAGUAAAUCAUUGUUUUGCUUUCCUUGCACACACAGUGAGAACCCACCAGUUCUUGUGCCUUUACCUUUUUGAGCUGCCUUUGGGGUUAAACCACAGCAAUAAACUGUGUGUCUUCUGUGCCUUUAGACGGUGCUGCGCUUCUCUGUCACACUGCCCCUAUAGAUAGAUUAGUACUGAAGAACCUGCAAAGAAGUACUGCAUGAAGGUGAAUUUUUUGGUCAAGUAUAUUAGCAAAACACUGGUGUACAAUUUUAUGUCAGUAAUGACUUUGUCUUUUUCUCCCUCAGACAAUUUAAUGUAAAACCACUAAAAUUCACACUGAAUCUUUGCUUUGUUGGAGCACUGAAAAGCCUUACAUAAAUGUUCUUGAAAAUCAGGGCUUCUCAGGGAAGCAGGUACGUAGUGUUAUAACUGCACUUUUUUCUGCUGAAGUAUGAUGAGCAAGAAGGAAGUGUUGAAGUAGAAGAGCUGAUAAAGAGAUGUUUUAAUGAAGAGGUAGGUGUGAUUUGUAAACCAAUAAAAUAAACUUUCUCAUUAAAUCA
This is a messenger RNA of Lagopus leucura (white-tailed ptarmigan), 2664 nucleotides long. It is a transcript of the gene MLYCD, whose product is annotated as malonyl-CoA decarboxylase. Lineage: Eukaryota; Metazoa; Chordata; Aves; Galliformes; Phasianidae. The transcript is spliced from 5 exons. Bases 27 to 1478 code for a protein of 483 amino acids. The record is from RefSeq and is a predicted model, not a curated record. Gene Ontology annotation, biological process: acetyl-CoA biosynthetic process; malonyl-CoA catabolic process; fatty acid biosynthetic process. Gene Ontology annotation, cellular component: mitochondrial matrix; peroxisomal matrix. Gene Ontology annotation, molecular function: malonyl-CoA decarboxylase activity.